ACUCGCCGCUCCGCUGCAGGUUCAUGUCUCUGCUAAAUCUGUUUAUCCAAAACAGCCCGCGUCCUUCCUGCUCCUCGCUCUGCUGUUGAAGCCGUGACCUCUCCAAUAUGGCCGCCCUGUUCGCCUGCGGGGAAGCGGAAGUAUGGAGGAGAGUUUACGAGAAGUACUGGGACGUGGUGGAGGCCACGGCCAAAGCCAGGAAGCCGAAGCUACUGCAGCUCGACAAAUGGUACCAGGAGGAAUUGCCGGUGCUGAUUUCGAGUCGACCCGACAAACACAUCACUCUGUCGGAGCUGAAGAAGCUAAUGGAGUGGAAGCUAACGAGGGGGAAGUUCAGGCCGAGGCUGCAGCAGCUGGCGGCCUCCAACGCCGAGGACGCCGUCCAGAACCGCUCCAGAACGGCGUUGGGCCUCCUGCCCGACGUUCCGGCCGCCGUCGCUGAGCUCAGCGGCCUGAAAGGCGUCGGCCCCGCCACCGCCUCAGCGGUGCUGGCAGCAGCGGCUCCGGCUCUGACUGCGUUCAUGUCUGACGAAGCGGCGGAGAGCGUUCCCGGCCUGCAGCCCGUCCAGUACACCGCCAAGCACUACGCGCUCUACCUGGACAAAAUGGCUGCCCAGGCUGCCAAACUAAACGCAGUGGAUCCGCAGCCGGACUGGACGCCCCACAGGCUGGAGUUGUGCUUGUGGGCGACGGCGACGGCGACCAAGCUGCAGCUUCCUGUUCUGGAGGACCUGAAGGGCGGCGACACGCAGACCUCAGGCUGCGACCGGAGGCCCGCCAAGAAACUCAAAACUGCUUAAAAACACGGCGACGUUUAAGUUCGUCAGUAAAUUAGUUAUUUAGCCUGAGACAAGAGGAAGAAAAGGGGGAUUCAUUCCCCAAAAUCCAUCUUUUCACAAUAUUAUUCACUUAUAAAAGUCAGUUUCUAACUGAAGUUUAUGUUACUGACAGGAAGUGAAUGUUUAAGAUUCACUUGGUAAAAAUGAGAAAAUGAAAGAUCAGCAGCACCAUGUGGCCACAGUAUUAUUCUUUAUUUAUAUUGUUUCUAAAUUAAAGCAAAGUACAAUGAACAGUACAAAGUAAAACAAAAUAUAUUCAUAUAUAUACAAUAUAAAAUGGUUCCAUUCUGAACAUUUAAAAAGUACAAUAGUUUGUGAAGUAAUUCAUGAGGAUUUGGAUAUAAAUUAUCCACUAGUAAAUUUAGUUUUCCUUUAGUUUUGACCCAGAGAAAAAUAGCUUCUUCUUCUUCUUCCUUUUUUUUGUAAACGCUGUUUGGGCACGACCUCUUCUCUGGUGGGAGAGAUUGAGCCUCGUAAGCUUGGCACCAUUUUAUCAAUACAAGAAAGCAGCUCAUGAAAAACUACCACAGCAGAGCAGAGCAGGCAUGACGUCGUCUGGCUAAUCUCAGAAUCACCUGUAAAGUUUCUUUUUUUAUUCUGCAUGGCCAAGAGUUGCUCAGUUGUUGUGAACAUGUGAAUAAUCUGCAGCAAAACCAAGAAACUGGAAAAGGAAGAAAACAGAAAACCUCCAUCUUUUAAAAACAAAAGAGUUGCUUUGUUUAGCUUGAUGCUAAUUUUGUGAUUCAAACUGCAUCUAAAUGAGACCUGAAGGUGGAUGCUUUGGUGGGAAAACGUUAAAGAUUUUAAAUGUUUCCUGCUUGUGAAUGCAUGAACAAUAGUCCUGCACUGAGUUACCGAAACCUCAGAACCAAACGCUAAGAAAAGGCAACCUGGCGCGGCUUGAUGGCACAGAGCAGCUACAGAUGUUAGCGCUACGGCUAACGUCUCAGACAGAUUCAGAACAAGACUAUGGAGAACCACUGCGUAGUCGGGACAUUGUACAU
Poecilia reticulata (guppy) is the source of this 1843-nucleotide messenger RNA. RefSeq lists its product as uncharacterized. The record is from RefSeq and is a predicted model, not a curated record. Gene Ontology annotation, biological process: DNA repair. Gene Ontology annotation, molecular function: catalytic activity; DNA binding. NCBI's taxonomy places the organism in Eukaryota, Metazoa, Chordata, Actinopteri, Cyprinodontiformes, Poeciliidae.